AUGCUCUCCUGCCAUAUUCUAGAUACAACAACCGGUCGCCCAGCAGCCGGCGUUCAAUGUGAACUCCGUAUGGACUCUCAGGUCCUUGAAUCGGGUACUACUGACAGCGAUGGACGUAUCAAGUGGAGAACUGUGGUCCCACAGGGUACCUACAGUAUCCGUUUUUUCACCAAGGAAUAUUUCCAGACGACACAAAGGUCGACAUUCUUCCCCUGGGUGGAUAUUGUGUUUACUGUUGAAAAGGGCGAGAAAUACCACGUACCAUUAUUACUCAGUAACUAUGGCUACUCAACUUAUAGAGGUAGUUGA
Molecule: messenger RNA, 309 nt
Organism: Pichia kudriavzevii
Lineage: Eukaryota; Fungi; Ascomycota; Pichiomycetes; Pichiales; Pichiaceae
Exons: 1
Coding region: 1-309 (102 amino acids)
Biological process (GO): purine nucleobase metabolic process
Molecular function (GO): hydroxyisourate hydrolase activity
Source: RefSeq, a predicted model, not a curated record